Molecule: messenger RNA, 1454 nt
Organism: Musa acuminata AAA Group (dessert banana)
Lineage: Eukaryota; Viridiplantae; Streptophyta; Magnoliopsida; Zingiberales; Musaceae
Product: ribosome biogenesis protein NOP53-like
Exons: 12
Coding region: 120-1223 (367 amino acids)
Biological process (GO): ribosomal large subunit assembly; rRNA processing
Cellular component (GO): nucleolus
Molecular function (GO): 5S rRNA binding
Source: RefSeq, a predicted model, not a curated record
UACUUGGCGCGAGCCCCCCAACUCCUCCGCCCCGCUUAUUACUUGGCCCGAGCCCCCAACCCCUCCGCCCUCCGCUCCCACUCGAAGAGGCCGGCGAAGAGAGAAAGAAUAGGGAAGCGAUGGGGAAGGCGGCGAAGGGAUCGAGGAAGGGGAAGAAGGCAUGGAGGGCCAACAUCAGCACCGACGACAUCGACGACUACUUCGAGAAGUCCAACAAGGACGCACUCAGCGGCCGCACCGCCGCCAUCGCCUCUCUUCCCAGCGAUUCCCUCUUCUACCUUGACAAAAGAUCCACCACCGAAAUUCCUGCCAAAAGAAAGAUUGAUAAGCAUAAGGAUAAAAUUCUCCAUUAUGAGAGCUUGCUGCAGAAAAAUCCUUUUGUGCAACCUGUUCCAUCUUCUACCUUGAAAAAGUUGAAGAGGAAAAAGAAAAAAGUUGACACAGAAAAAACUCAGACUCAAAAUGCUUCCAAGGCAGAGGAUACAUUUUCUACUCUAACCGACAUAUGGUAUAAUGAAGGAGAAGCAGAUGCCAAGACCAAAAAGAAGCACAAGGCCUGUCUCAUUCCUGCUGUUGAAGUGGAGCCACCUGGGUGUUCAUUCAAUCCUCCUUUGGAGGCUCAUCAAGAUUCAUUGGCUCAAGCUGUUGCUGAUGAGAUGCAAAAAAUCUACAAAAGAGAGUUGGGACCUCAACCAGUGCCCAUUACAGUUCCUGGUGAAGUAGUAGCAGAAGAUGAUAAAUAUUUUCUAGAGGCAGAUGAUGGAAAUGAAAGUGAGAUAGAAGAGGAAACAGACAGCGUCACCAAUGAGUUACCUGGACAGAGAAAGUCAAAAACAAAGAGAGUAACUCGUGUGGAGCUAAAUCGUAGAGCCAGGCGUAAGGAACAGCUAAAAGCAGAAGAAGCAGCAAAAAAAAUGGAGAUUCUUUCGAAAGAAAUUGAUAGUUUACCAGAUAUAAUAAAUGAAAUAACCAAGGAGGAUGAAGAAAAGAACAGUAGACACAUGAGACGCAUCAUAGCUAGGCAGGAAAGAUUGAAAUCUGCUCCACCACGACUUGGGAAGUACAAAUUUGAACCUGCUCCUCUUCAAGUUCUUCUGACAGAGGAGAUUUCUGGAUCUCUUAGGAAGUUGAAGGGGUGUUGUACACUUGCGAGGGAUCGCUUCAAAAGCUUGGAGAAACGGGGCUUGCUUGUUCCUCAGGCUAAAUGUAUCAGAAGGAAAUAAAGCGACAUCAAGAGUGGUCAUGCGUGGACGAGGGAGCAAACUCCUUUUUGAAGCGUGAAUUUUGGUAUUUAGUUUUAUUCUUAUAUGUUAAUGUUUGGUUAGUUGGCUGAUGUGUAUCCUUAUGCAUCAUUUUUGUGAGCUGAUGGUGAAGUUUAUUCCGGUUGCUACUUUAUAAUCUAACUCGUCAUGUCUACAAAGGAGAUUAGUAAUAACUUUUGUGAAUUUUUUUUA